Molecule: messenger RNA, 456 nt
Organism: Penicilliopsis zonata CBS 506.65
Lineage: Eukaryota; Fungi; Ascomycota; Eurotiomycetes; Eurotiales; Aspergillaceae
Exons: 1
Coding region: 1-456 (151 amino acids)
Biological process (GO): mitochondrial respiratory chain complex II assembly
Cellular component (GO): mitochondrion
Source: RefSeq, a predicted model, not a curated record
AUGUCUUUCGCACUCCGUCGAACGCUUCUGUCUUCCCCCCUCUUCCGCUCCUCGCGCAGUCUCUCUACAACCUCAUCUCUCCGCAACGCCGCAGACGACAAGCCGAGUCCCUUUGCUAGCGCCCCGGCGCCUCCGCGUCUCCCCAAGGAGGAACAAGAGAUCUUCGAAAGACUGCAGCGGCAGUCGACGGGUGCAUUCAGCACGCCGAACACGGAAGGGGCGGAAUCGUCGGAAGACCGGCUGGCUGCGAUGAGGGCGCAGAUCCAGGCUAAGAGCCAGCAGGGCCAGGGCGAGGACCAGACAACAAUCACGACUCCCGUGGGCGUCACGCUGAAGCCCGAGUUCGAAGGCGAGAAGAAUCCACGGACGGGGGAGGUCGGGGGGCCAAAGAACGAGCCGCUGCGUUGGGGAGCGCAGGGGGAUUGGAGCUACGGCGGACGGGUGACGGAUUUCUAA